AUGAAUGGAGGAAUUGGAGAUGCAAGUUAUGCAAACAACUCAUUAGUUCAGGGCCUCGUAGAAGAGAAGAAACUAGAUUCAUUCAACAUCCCUCAAUACACACCAUCCCCAACAGAAAUAAAAUCAGAGGUCGAAAUAGAAGGAUCUUUUGAGAUUGACCGCCUCGAGGUUUCUAAAGUUCACUGGAAUGCUAACGACAAUGAAUUUUGUCCAUCGAACGCCUUCAAGGAUGGUGGAUACAAUGUUGCACAAUGCAUGAGAGCUGUGGCUGAACCCUUGCUUAUCAGUCACUUUGGCGUAGCAAUAAUCGACGAGGUGUUCUGCAGGUACAGGAAGAUUCUGGCUGAUAAAAUGUCUAAAGAGAGAACUGAGUUCAUCAAUGUCACUGUUGCAAUGACUAAAAAGGGGUGGUGA
This is a messenger RNA of Ilex paraguariensis (yerba mate), 414 nucleotides long. The record is from the annotation of a GenBank genome assembly. Lineage: Eukaryota; Viridiplantae; Streptophyta; Magnoliopsida; Aquifoliales; Aquifoliaceae.